CUGUGGUGAGACUAAGUACUUUUGUUACCAUUUACUUCCGUCAAGCGUCAUAYAAACUUCAGUAAGCCACGAUUAUUACGUGACUUACAAUACGCGUUGUUUCGACGGCUCACACUCACCAUGGAAUCUUUGGACGACGAGAAGACUCGCCCCGCUGAAGCAGAAGAUAGAAAGAAUAAAAGAGUUGAUUUUGACGAUCUUCUGGCACUGGUCGGCGGGUUUGGCAGAUACACUGCCUGUCUAUAUGCAUUUAUGUGUUUUGUCUCUGUACCCACUGGAGCUCAAAAUUUAGUUCAAGUUUUUUAUGGUGCAACGCCAGAAUUUCGUUGUUCGGCUCAAAGCGAUGUUUCCUUCACAAAUAUUACAUCGUGUGCAGUUGAUAGUUGCUGUAGGAAUUGCUCAAGCUAUAAUUUUAAAGCUACGUUCACCAGCGCUGUGACAGAGUGGAACCUGAUUUGUGAUCGAUCACAUCUCAAAGCGAUGACUCAAGCUAUAUACAUGGCUGGUCUUCUUGUUGGAUCGUUUCUUUUUAGUUUUCUUUCAGACAGGUUUGGUAGAAAACAUUCAGCAUUUGCCAGCAUUUCACUCCUGGUGUUUUGUGGUACGGCGUCUGGGUUCCCUGACUGUCUAUCAUUGUUUGCAAUACUUCGUUUCUUUUCUGGUAUGGCCAAUGCUGGCUGCCUAUUGGUUCGUUAUGUUUACUGCAUGGAGUUAGUGGUUACCAAACAUAGGACCGCUGCGGGUUUCCUGAGUAAUAUCUUUGUCAGUAUUGGGUUUUCUACGUUAUCUCUACUGGCUUAUCUAAUACGCGACUGGCGAUAUCUCAUGGUUGCUGUCUCACUACCCRCUGCUCCUCUCAUAUUCUUUUGGAGAGUAAUCCCCGAAUCUCCACGUUGGCUAAUUGCUAAUGAUCGUCUUGACGAGGCCCAUGCAGUUCUACAGAAAUUUGCUGUAAAGAAUGGAGUUCCUGUCGAUUCUGAUCGUUUACGUCAGAUGAUACAAGAGGCGAAGAGUGGUGAAAGGAAGAGCAAAGUUACGCAUACUAAUAGAAUUAUGGAUCUAGUGAGAACACCAAAGCUUCGUAAAAGGACUUUGAUAUGCACUUUUAAYUGGUUUGUUAAUGCCGUGGUAUUUUUUGGUAUAAACUUAUAYGUGAAAAACCUUGGUGGAGAUCUUUACUUGAAYUUCUUUCUUUUGUGCAUCAUCGAAAUUCCAGGUGCAUUAUUGUGCUGGUUCUUACUUGGUCGUUUCGGUCGUCGAUUUCCUUACUGUGCAUUUGAAAUCAUUGGAGGAGUUGCAUGUAUGCUUGUACUUGCUUUCCCGACCACUGACUCAUAUCGUCCUGUGAUAACCACGCUAGCCAUGAUUGGUAAAGUUUGUGUUUCGAAUAAUUUCCUGGCUGUUUAUGUGUUUACUGUCGAACUGUAUCCCACAGUCAUUAGGAAUCUAGGUCUUGGUACUGCCUCGAUGAUGGCUCGUUCUGGAGGGAUUCUGGCCCCUUAUUUUGUGCUGCUUGCCGAUCUCCCCAGUGUUGAUAGAACUCUUCCGUUAGUCUUGUUUGGUGUACUUGGUAUUACAGCAGGGAUCUUAGCUUUAUGGCUUCCUGAAACACUCUUCUAUCCUAUGCCACAAACUGUACAACAAGUCGAAGACUGGCCAGAAGAUUACAAAGUCAAUUUCUUCAGAAAACCGCAUCACGAUCAAGAGGAGUUCGAGAUGAAAAACAAGGAAAAAGAAAGAGAAGCCAUGUUGUGAAUAUCUURACAGUUUCGAAAAAAACAUGCCCUAGUAUGUCAUGGAAACUAAAUAUUAUGAAAAAUCGAAAGCUGAUGUCUAGUAUAACGGUCGAAUAUUGUUCAGUUGAAACUGAAAAUUGUCUGCGUCUAGAUGUGCAUGUUAAUGUUCGCAUGAAAUUUUAUCAGUUCACAUAAAAAUCAAGUUAACAAUAUUUUAAUGGUGUGUGCAGACGCGCCCUGAGCACAAACCCUCAUAGACGCUCUAGGAGUGUUAGAAAGUCAAUCAGGAGGCUAAAGUAGCAUCCUCCGCAUGCAUUCCGUCAGCUUUUCGGCUUUUUGAUGUUUUGAGAUAAGAGUGAGCAUCGUGUAUCAUGGGGUGGGCCGAGGGAAACCUAUAUAAUUUUCUUAUAAUCAUAUAUAGUCCACAAUGAGUAUGCAACGACAAUUCAUUGAAAAUAAAAAGUUUUGUUAUU
Exaiptasia diaphana is the source of this 2209-nucleotide messenger RNA. Its product is annotated as organic cation transporter protein. NCBI's taxonomy places the organism in Eukaryota, Metazoa, Cnidaria, Anthozoa, Actiniaria, Aiptasiidae. Gene Ontology annotation, biological process: transmembrane transport. The transcript has 9 exons. The record is from RefSeq and is a predicted model, not a curated record. The coding region runs from base 121 to 1755 and encodes 544 amino acids. Gene Ontology annotation, molecular function: transmembrane transporter activity. Gene Ontology annotation, cellular component: membrane.